AUGGAUUUAAGUCAGUACCAUGUCUCUGCUGUCCCUCCCACCACGGGGGAUGAAGUGCCCCUGUCCGUCCAGGCUCAGGUGCCUGCAAGUGACACCCAGGGCCCCACCUGCCCCCUCUCUGCCCAGGCCUCGCCCUCAGCACGCAGCAGGCCCAGCGCUCUCCCACUUUGGCCUCAUGUCCCCGCGUCCAGCUCCCCACAGCUGGCCUUCUCCACUGCCACCUCCACCUCCCGUGUCAACUGGCUGCGGCUGGAACAGCUAAGGACACCACAAGGCGAUUCCUCCUCAGUCUUCUCUGCCGCCGCCUCCUCUUCUAAACACGGGGGCUCCUGGCUAAGUGCUCAGGACUAUUCUCCUCCCGGAGAGGCCCCAGGCACUCUAAUUGCUCUAGAACCAUCCGGAGGCCGAGGAUGGACGCCCCCCCUGGUCUCCAGUCCUGAACUGCACCGACCUUCAGAUUUGUCGGGGCCACAGCCUCCAUGCCGUCUGCACUUCGGUACGAGGCCUCCCACACCGAAUAGUCCAGCGCGGACCUCUCGGCCCCCUGCCCCCAACCAGACCCUCCCCCCGCCCCGGGGCUCUUCCUCUCGGUCAAGGGCAUCAGCAGGACCCAGCUCUCGAGGCCCAGCAGGGGUGCUGGCCUCCCUACGCCCCUCCACCCCAGCCUGCUGGCACCAUCCUGUCACCCGCUGCUGCAGGCGACUGACUGCCGGGACUGUCCCUCCCGCCCCGCCCCCCCCAGGACAGCUCUCCAUCCAGCCCUCAGUGUCUCUGACACUCAAAUCAUAUGACGUUCCCUCUCCCUUAAGACACCCCAGUGGGGCCCACUGCCCUUCCCAUCCUCUCCUCGGAGGCCUACGAGGCCUUAGGGAGGCGGCCUCUGCCCCGCGGCCUCUACAGCUCCUCUGUGCCUGUGGCCCUGACUCGCGGGGCCCCAGCCGCCCUGGCCUCCCGCCGCGGAGGCUUUGCCCUCGCUCCUUCCUCUGCUGGAGGCUCUGGCCCGCUGAUCUGGGCGCAGCCGGCUUUCUCGUCACCCAGGUUGUACCUCAGAUGUACCUCUGCAAGGAGAUUUCCCCUGAGACCCCAGGUACCCCCUGCUACCUCCCCCGCUGGUCACGUCACCCCUUGGCUGCCCUCACCGCUCGCCAGGACCCGAAAUACUCAUUGAACCUUUUGAUUGCUUCUUCCCUGACCCUGCUCCUGGAAUGUACCAGCAGGACCCUGUCUGUCCUGUCCUCUGCUGCACCCACAGCCCCUGGACAGGUCCCAGCUCCUGGGAGGUGCUUGGCAAAUAUUUUUAAAUGA
Messenger RNA from Eubalaena glacialis (North Atlantic right whale), 1305 nucleotides. RefSeq lists its product as uncharacterized. Lineage: Eukaryota; Metazoa; Chordata; Mammalia; Artiodactyla; Balaenidae. The record is from RefSeq and is a predicted model, not a curated record. The transcript is spliced from 3 exons. Bases 1 to 1305 code for a protein of 434 amino acids.